CUCCGCUGCGCCUGCGUUUUUGUUCGGCCCUUGGUGUGACCCCGACCGCUCGCUCGCUCCCACGUUCAAUCGCCCGCCGCUACGUUUCGCAUCUUGACCAGGCGCUGUCGCAAGCAACGCCGCAGGCCCGCACGAGGACUCAGAGAGGUGCCGUACGCACUGCGCAUGCUGCCCGUCGUUGCCCCAGCCGCUUGACUGAUCGCUCUCAUAGCCGCGUCUUCGCUCGUUCGUUUGACCCCUCGUUUGGAUAGCUCCCUCUCCGCAUAUCCCAGCACGCGAUCCUUGACUGUUGCUGCGAAACAUCCACCACCGCCUAUUCUUCGACACAGCAUUCCUCUACCGCCGAAUAUCCAUAUACCCACUUCAACAUGGUCGUUGCGACAAUAAAGUGCGUCGUCGUCGGUGACGGUGCCGUGGGCAAGACAUGUCUGCUCAUCAGCUACACCACCAACAAGUUCCCCUCGGAAUAUGUCCCCACCGUCUUCGACAACUACGCCGUGACCGUUAUGAUCGGUGAUGAGCCAUAUACCCUUGGCCUCUUUGAUACCGCCGGACAGGAAGAUUACGACCGCCUCCGACCCUUAUCGUACCCCCAGACCGACGUCUUCCUCGUGUGCUUCUCCGUAACCUCGCCCGCCUCCUUCGAGAACGUCCGUGAAAAGUGGUUUCCCGAGGUGCACCACCACUGCCCUGGCGUGCCAUGCUUGAUUGUCGGUACACAGGUGGAUCUGAGGGAAGACAACUCGGUAAAAGAUAAGCUGGCAAAGCAAAGAAUGGCGCCAGUAAAGCGCGAGGACGGCGAGCGAAUGGCACGCGAACUCGGUGCGGUCAAGUACGUCGAGUGCUCGGCUCUAACGCAGUACAAGCUCAAGGACGUGUUUGAUGAGGCGAUUGUAGCAGCGCUCGAGCCACCGUCAACUAAAGAUGCAGACAAGAAAAAGAAGAACAAGAAAUGCUGCGUUUUGUGAGAGAGGGUGUAGAGGAGUACACGUACGGGCGAGCAUUUGUGGGAGCUUUAGUUUGCAGAUCUUCUUUGAAUGGCGUGAGUUUUCUGGAUACCUCUUCGGCUUUAGGCGCCCUUUGCAAGUAGCGAUUCUGUCAAGCUACACCAAUUCGUAUUCUCACCAGUUUUUUUUUAUCUCAUCCAUCCGUUCCCU
Parastagonospora nodorum SN15 is the source of this 1157-nucleotide messenger RNA. RefSeq lists its product as hypothetical. The record is from RefSeq and is a predicted model, not a curated record. NCBI's taxonomy places the organism in Eukaryota, Fungi, Ascomycota, Dothideomycetes, Pleosporales, Phaeosphaeriaceae. The coding region runs from base 369 to 968 and encodes 199 amino acids. Gene Ontology annotation, biological process: small GTPase-mediated signal transduction. Gene Ontology annotation, molecular function: GTPase activity; GTP binding. The transcript is spliced from 4 exons.